Molecule: messenger RNA, 1374 nt
Organism: Symbiodinium natans
Lineage: Eukaryota; Dinophyceae; Suessiales; Symbiodiniaceae
Source: the annotation of a GenBank genome assembly
AUGAGCCGGGCACGCCGGUGCCGAAACCUGGUCGGCUUGGCCUUGGUUCUCUUCUUGGCGUGGGUGGGCGCGCGUCCGUUUGUGCUCCUUGGCUUGGUCGGGGAACUUUGCUGCCGCGUUCGCAUUUGGCGGUUCGUGCGGCUGUCGAGCAGCCUGCUGAGCCUGGAGGCCUCCGAUACGGAGAGCGUCGAGGCAGCUUGGGGCUUUGUGAAGCGAAACUACUUCGACCAAAGCUUCAAUCAUCAAGAUUGGGAAGUUGCCCAUCAACGUUACCUGGAGCGAGUGAAGAAGGGCCAGCGUGCAGAAAGCAUAGUGCGCGACAUGAUCGCCUCUUUGGGAGACCGGUACAGCCGUGUGAUUGAUGCAGCCACUUUCGAGCAGUUGAUGGCCUUUGAUCCGCUGGGGGUGGGCCUUGUGCUUGCACGCAACGACAGCAAGCAGGUCUUUGUGAGCAGCCCUCCAUUUGGAGGAUCAUCUGCAGCCAAGGCCGGUAUCAAGCAGGGAGACAUCGUGGACUCAAUCAACGACAUGAGCUUCAAAGAGAUGUCGCUUCUGGCUGUGUGCGACCGUGUCGCACAGGGAGAUGCAGCUGAAGUGAAGCUGCAGCUCCACCCGCCUGGCAGUUCUGAGGUUCGGGAGGUGAGCCUUGCAAGGCCACGACAGGCCAAGCCUUUGAACGAGGUGGAAUCUGGGGUGGUUACGGCCAGUAAUGGUCACAAGAUUGGGUACUUCCGGCUUCGAAAUGUAGGAGCCAGGAGUGCUGUGGACCUGCGGGCAGCUUUGGCAAAGGUCCGGAGCGCAGGCGCGCAGGAGCUCGUCAUCGAUUUACGUGGCAACCCAGGUGGCUCCUUCCCAGCUGCCUUGGAGAUUGCCGAGAUAUUCUUGAAGCCGGGAGCAGUCGCGGCACAGGUGCAGCUUCCGACCUCAGACAGCAAGCCCUUGCGAGUGGGCGAAGGUGAAGGUGCCUUACAAGCAUCAAUGGAGCCGCUCGCAGUACUCGUGGAUGGUGGUAGUGCAAGCGCCAGCGAGGUUUUAGCUGUGGCUUUGCGGGGAAACUGUCGCGCCCCCUUGCUCGGAUCGAGAACUUUCGGUAAGGCAGCUGUUCAGGGCGUUUUCGGCCUGCCCAACAAGGAAGCCGUGGCACUGACGGUCGCACGCUACAGCGGCCCUGAUGGGACCAGAAUUGAAGGUGGCCUGGAGCCGGAUCUCUCGCUACCGGGCCCCUCACUGCCAAUGGGCCUCUCGGUUUCUGGCGCUGCUGCGGAGCUCGGGCUCCCAUUGUUCCAAAACAAUGACUACGCCGCUCUGGAUGUGGUGGCAUCUUCGAAGGCGCUCCAAUCUUGCACAAACGGCGGGUCUGAACAGUUACAGUGA